Symbiodinium necroappetens is the source of this 665-nucleotide messenger RNA. The record is from the annotation of a GenBank genome assembly. NCBI's taxonomy places the organism in Eukaryota, Dinophyceae, Suessiales, Symbiodiniaceae.
AUGCCUACGCCCAAAGGCGGCUACUCAGCAGAGGAUUCUGGUGCUGGCACACCAGAGAUCGUGCUUUCGUUCCUGAUGUUUGCGCAGUUCUUUCCCCUGGCCUUGCUUCGAAAGGCCUCCGAGCCCUACAGCUUUGAGACCGAGGAAGCUGGAAAACGACAGCUGGCAAGCCUGCUUGACAUCCGCGUGGGCCAGCUGAAGUUUGCCAAUGCAAAGCAACUCAAGGCUCAUUUCCGGCAUUCCGGCCCCGAACUUGCGCUUCCACACCAGGUGAUCCUCGUCGUCCACGCAGAUCUGCGCACAUUGACAGCAAGUGCCGACAUUCUGCUCUAUCUGGGUGCCAAGCCCAAGAAAAGCCAUUGGCUCGAACCUACGAGCCUUUCAGCCGCGCUGCUGCUGACGGCAAGCCCGCUGCAUAACAACAUGGGCUUCCUGGAGCAGCUCGACCUUCGUGCGACGAACCUCCGUCAGGAACCAUUGUUGGUGCAGGCCAACUGCCCGUCCUGCGGAAACAACCAGGCUUUUUCGGGCACACCCCCCGCUGGCGCGUCUUGGCUCUGCAACAAGUGCCGAGGAGACCCAGAGCAUUGCCGCCUGGUGCGUCGCGCUGUCGCGGCCUUCCGCUCUGGGGCGGAGCGGGCAAAGACCACACUGGAGUCGAUGCU